AUGCUCGUGAAGACUUCCAACAUCGAUUCAUCUACAUGUCAGAUAACUAUGCGUCGAUCACAUCCAUGGAUCAACAACUUCAAUGAAUGGAUUAUAAGUGCUUGCCGAUCCAAUAUGGAUAUAAAAUUUAUCUGGACUGGGAACGAUGCUAAAGCUCUAUGUCAAGAUUCCAAUGGCCAUCGUAUUAAUCAACACCAUUUUCCUCUUAAAUCAACCAUUGCAAUCAUUAUUCCACCACAACAUGAAAGAAUUAUUGAAUUACAAUCACCUAUAUCAUCUUCUCCUCAAGUUAUUUUUCGUCCAAACCGAGUCCUUCAAUCUCAUAAUCUUGUUGCUAUACCUAAUGCCCUGCUAUCUAUUAACAAAUAUCGAACAUAUACCACUGUUGUUAAUCCUACUAAUAGAAUAUGCCGUAUUCCUAUUAAUACUACGAUUGGUACAUUUACUAUUCCACCACCUAAUCUUGAAUGUCACAGUAUUACUCUAUCACCUACCAUCGAUCAAUCGACUCCAUCAUCUCCUUCGCUAUCAUCGGACUUGAAUGUUCCGACUUCGAUGGACAACAUUUUCAAUGAAUCACUAGCCCAUUUAUCGGAUCCUGGUCAGAAACUCAUUCUUUAUCAAUUAUUAAAACAAUAUCAAUGUUUAUUUGAUACAUCCGUUCCUUCCAUUGCUAAUCUAACUGCUCCACCUAUGAUUAACACUGGUUCACACCCUCCUGUUCAUUCACAUGUGUAUCGUACUGAUCCCAUUAAAUAA
Molecule: messenger RNA, 759 nt
Organism: Rotaria sp. Silwood2
Lineage: Eukaryota; Metazoa; Rotifera; Eurotatoria; Philodinida; Philodinidae
Source: the annotation of a GenBank genome assembly